Molecule: messenger RNA, 577 nt
Organism: Eucalyptus grandis
Lineage: Eukaryota; Viridiplantae; Streptophyta; Magnoliopsida; Myrtales; Myrtaceae
Exons: 4
Coding region: 166-576 (136 amino acids)
Biological process (GO): regulation of ubiquitin-dependent protein catabolic process
Molecular function (GO): protein binding
Source: RefSeq, a predicted model, not a curated record
UCAUGGAAAUCCACUUUUCCUCCUUCUUUGGGAAGGGGAUGGUUGACAAUGUUCCUAUACUGCAAAUAGACAUGGUAUGGUGCUAUUUCAUGCUUUGAGACAUCUCAUCACUCUCUGUGGCUGGAAUUCAACUGCAAAAGGCCAGAGAAGGGAUUGAGCGUGCUCAUGGAAAGGAUUACUUUCGUGUUAAGACUCCUUCAAGGAGGUUGCUAUCCAGAGAUUGCUUUGCAUUUGUGGUUAGAGCUGUUGGAAGGAGUGGUAGCUUAUCACAGUGGUCAUGUCAAUAAGUCACGAAAAGCAUUGACAUCUGCACAAGAAAAGUUCCUCAUGCUGCAGGUGCCAGAUGAAUCUUUAUCACUAGUCAUGAGCAUGGGCUUCAAGGAGUGUAAUGCCAGGAGGGCACUUCGUAUGACCAACCAAGAUGUUGGGAGUGCUGUUGAUUUUCUAAUCGAGGAAAAGGCUAAGAAAUUACAGAAACGUGAGGGGGAUAUAAAGCGAAGAAAGGAGCUCAGGGGUGUUUCAUAUUGCCCCUAUAUCUUGUCUACUUAUACCUACAAAUUUCUAUGGGUAGCAUAAA